Molecule: messenger RNA, 5842 nt
Organism: Episyrphus balteatus (marmalade hoverfly)
Lineage: Eukaryota; Metazoa; Arthropoda; Insecta; Diptera; Syrphidae
Gene: ZAP3
Exons: 11
Coding region: 209-5518 (1769 amino acids)
Biological process (GO): regulation of telomere maintenance
Cellular component (GO): nucleus
Source: RefSeq, a predicted model, not a curated record
UAAAAACUUUUCAAUUUCCAAAAUGGUUACUUUUUUCACUCGCUCUGAAAAUUCUUUGCGAAAAAAUAAUAAGUUGGAAAAGAAAUUGUUCAAAUACAAUACAAAAUAAAAAUUUAAUAUACAAAAUAAUUUGUAUACUCUAUUCAUUUGUGUUCAAUAACAAAUAAACUACAUCAAAUCAAAUAAAAAAGUAAAAGAGUGAUUAAAAAUGUGGAAUCAAUGGCCAACGGGGCCACCGCCAAUGCCUCCAGCUACGAGUAAUCCCCAACCACCCAUAAUUGGUCCUGUACAGCCAUCAGUACCUCCAAUAACAUCCGCACCACCUCCAACAGCACAGGUGACUCCAGCACCAGCAACACCAAGUGUCGUUCCGGUAGCGCAACCAGCUUCUUACCAAACUGGAGCUCCUAGCUACACAGCGGCACAAUACGCCGCAAUGACUCCAGAGCAGCAAUAUGCUGUUCAACAACACUGGCAGCAGUGGCAGGCUUAUGAACAACAAUACGCACAGUGGCAUGCCCAGUAUGGUGAGCAAUACAAACGUGAAAUGGCUGCUAUUCAGAGUACACCUCAAGCAGCAGUAGCAGCAGUUCCAUACAACACAUCGGCAGUGGCUAGUGCAUACAAUUAUCCUCCUCCAGUGAUUGCAAAUCCUUAUCAAGCCCCACCAGUUCCAGUUAGUGCACCCCCUCCACCACCUCCAGAUGAUAAAACUAAUAAAAGGGGAAUUAAUGCUCCUGCGCAAAUCUAUGAACAGCCACCUCCUCCUCCACCACCUCCUCAACAAGAAGGAUCUCAAGAGACUAAAAAUGAUGCUCCAAUACCAGCGCAGAGCCCAUUAUCAUCUCAACCAAUGCAAAACGAGGAAUCCAGAUGGAGUCAACCGCCACCGUUAAUGGGCCCAAAUGCAGGCAGUCGUUGGAAUGAACCAAAUGAAGAGCAACAAUCUAAUCAACAAAAUAGACAAAAUAACAACCAAAAUAAUAGACAACAGCAAAACCAACAGUUUAGACAACAAAAUCAGUUGAAUCAACAAGAUAGGCAGCAGAAAAAUCAGUUCAACCAACAAGAUAGGCAGCAACAAAAUCAGUUCAAUCAAUUCAAUCAGCAAGACAGGCAGCAGCAAAAUCAAUUUAAUCAACAAUUCAAUAACAAUAACCAACAAGGACGCCAAAAUCAGAAUAACCAAUCGCGUGGUAUACAAAGAGACGAUCAGGGUCGAAACAAUUGGCAAGGAAAUAGGCAGAAUAAUAACAAUAAUAAUAAUAAUAAUUUCCGAGGUCGUAAUCGUGGUCGAAAUGAUUCUGAUGGCAGAGGCAACUAUCAACAACAAUCAUGGCAGGAAAUGGACAACUCAGCAGAAAGAAACAAUCGUAGAAAUAAUUCAAACCGCUUUGACAAUAGCUUUGAUAAUUCUAAUAAUACCAGCAUGGGUCAGGGUAUGAAUCAACAAGGUUGGGGAAAUAAUAACCAGGGUGGUAAUUUUGGAACACCCGAAAAUAUGAGACAUCAGCCAAAUAUGCAGCACAUGAACCAAGAAGGUUUAAAUAAUUCUAAUCAACAAGGUUGGGGAAAUAACAAUCAGGGUGGUAAUUUUGGAACUCCCGAAAAUGUCCGUCAGCAGCAACAUGCACAGAAUCAAAGUACACCGAACGAAAACACAAACAAAGGAACAAGUGGUAAGUCUGUAGACGAAAAAGCAUUUGAUGAACAAUUUCGAAUGUGGGAAGAACAGUUUGAAAAUUGGAAAAAGGAGAACGCCAACCAUCCCGAUCGCACAAUGUAUAUGAAAUAUGAAAGAGAAUUUGAGAAAACAAGAGUUCGAUUGUUGGAACGUCGUGAACAGAUGCGGCGCAGAAAAAUGAUGGAAAUGCAGCAGCAAACAUCCAACUCACAAGUGGAAACUCCAGAGUUACCAGCUCAUCAACAACAUUCCAAUCAGCCCAAUCUCAUCCAACAAGAUCAACAAAUAGUACCACCUAAACUGCCUCAACAACAAUCUAUCCAUGCUGAAUCAACAUCACAUUUUCAACAAAAAGAUCCUAGCAAAGACUCUGCGAAGGCUGAUGGAGAAGAGAUUGAAACACAAGAGGUAAUUGAAACGCCCAAAGCAAUAAAUUGUGAAGGUUCUGAUAUGGAACAAAGUGAUCCCGAAGAUCGCGACGUUAUUUCUUCAACAAAAUUAGAAGAUUCAACCCAAGAACCGGGUGUAGAUAAUGAACUAGAAUGUUUAGAUGCAGGUGAGGCAAGUAUAUUUCAAAAGCCUGAAAUUACUGAUAUCUUUAAAUCAGGAUCCGAAGGAGGAAUUCCGGGCUUGGAUUUGGUUGGUACCAAAGAUGGUGAUGUUGUUGAUAACAUAAAUGCGAAAGAAAUGACUAAAAACGUAAUUGACUUAGAAAAUGAUGGUCCGACCAGACCCCCGAAAUUAUCUGCCACAUCAACAAACAGUGGAAUGAUUUUAACAAACCCUCAAUCACAAUCUAAGUCUGCAUUGAAAAGUCUAGAUUCGAGGCCUCAUUCAAUGUUCUUGAGUCCUCAACCUCAAACUCUUGAACCCCCGAAACGAAAAAUACCAUCUCUCUUUGAUAUAGUUGUUGAAAAACCAGAUCUUUCUCCAGACAUCGAAAAUAAAUGUAAAUCACCGAUGAGAAAUUUGUCACCUGCUGGAAGUAGAACAUCCAAUACAGGCUCUCAUUCAAGGAGCAUAUCAAAAGAUCGUGAUAUAUUAGCAUCUCCUGGUCCAUUACGACCAUUAUCACAAGCUUCUAACGAUCAAAGUGGUCAACAGUCGCUCCCUAACUUACCAGGCCAAGCAACAGAUCUAGCGAAAGCGUUACAAGAUCCAAAUGUAAUGCAAUUGUUAAGCGCAGCAUUAGCUCAAGCUCAAAAGACUGGUGGUUUAAAUCAAACAGGUGGCAAUAAUCAACAAAAUCAAAUACUGCAACAACUACAACAAUUGCAGCCACUUAUUCAAAUGCAACAAGACCGGAAUACCAAUAACCAGCCAUGGAAUAAUCCGCAGCAACAGCAGCGACCACAGCCAUGGCAAAACCAAAAUCAAAAUUUUGACAAUAGAUUUAACACGAAUUUCAAUCAAAAUGAAAACUCUAACAACAAAUUCAAUGCAAACCAAAAUCGCAAUCCGUUUAAUAAAAAUGAAAAUCAAAUGGAUUCGAAUCGUGGAUCAGGAAGUGGUUAUAGUUCCGAUUCCAACAGGGAUAUGCCCCAAAAAAAUCCUCGAAACCCAUUCCGCCGUGGAGGUGGAAACAACGAUAAAGGCAGUAUUGAACAAAAUUUUGAAAGUUCAGAAGACCAAUUUAGGAAUACAAAUAAUAACGCAUUUGGGGGUCAAAUGAAUAAUCCUCAGCAACAAAGGGGCGACAACUUCGACUGUGGUCCAAUGAAUAAUCCUCAGCAACAAAGGGGAGACAACUUCGACUGUGGUCAAAUGAAUAAUCCUCAGCAACAAAGGGGAGACAACUUCGACUGUGGUAGAGAUUUUGGAGGUGGAAGAGGUAAUUUUUCCGGACGAAAUUUCGGUGCAAGAAACAACUUCGAUAAUGAAGACAACUUCGGCAGAGGAAAUUUCAAUGAAGGAGGAAAUAAUUUUGGUGGGGGUGAUGACGAUAACUCUUUCGGUGGCGGAAACAUCAAUAAUAGACCUGAAUCAAAUUUCAAUAAUACCCCCGGAUUCCGGAAUAAUUCCAACAAUUUUGGUGAUCGCGGUUUUGGUGAUAAUGAUUAUUUUCGUCCAGCACAAAUAUUUGACUAUCAAAACCGUUCACGCCCAGAAGUCUUAAUGCCGCCAGCAAAAGUUGUCGACUAUGGUCACAAACCAUCUGCACUUUUGCCAGCAACAUCAUUCAAUCGUGAUAGUAGUGAGUUUGUUCCAGUAAAAACGAUUGAUUAUGGUCAUGCAUCUUCCGCUGCUAACCCCAAAAAUCCGUUUCAAGAAAAAAAUGAUAAUCAAACAAAGAAAAAAACAAAUCGAUGGAAUCAAGAACCAACAAGUAAUCCAGUACAACAACAACGAGUUCAAACUCAGGGUUCCAGAGGCAAUGAUAAUGGAAAUAAACCAAGCAACGUGAAAAAUAACCAACAGAAAAAUGAAAAGAAAACUGAAGAACAAUAUAAUUCGAAUAAACCCGACAAUGUACAGGAACUUGAUUCUGAAAAUAUGCCAGAAUAUCCUAAAAAUAAAUGGAUUCUUCAAAACCCAGAAAACCGUCAAAGACCUGGUCCGCCCACUAAAAGGGGCAAGAGGAAUUCUAAUCAAUUCGAACCUGAGCCAAUACAAGAUGAACCACAGCAAGAUGAUUUUGAAGGUGAUGAAAUCGAAGAAAAUUUCGAGGAGAUAUCUGAUAAUGAAUGCAGCAUAAUCGAGGACACCAGCAUUCCGCCAAUAAAUACUCAAAUAAAAAAGAAAACAGUAUCACUAUUCCCGUCCGUGCCGGAUUCAAAUAAAACACCAUCAAUGGUCAUUCCUUCGAAUGAGAAUAACAACACUAUUCCCAUUGAUGAGAUUUUGUUUAAACCGGGACGAUUGACGCGACCAAAAAAUAUUGUAAUAAUUAUGCGUGGACCACCAGGAAGUGGAAAAUCACAUGUAGCAAAAUUAAUUAAAGACAAAGAAAUUGAAAUGGGUGGUCAAACCCCUCGUUUGCUGAGUGUAGACGAUUAUUUCAUGGUUGAGAAUGAUUAUGAAGAAAAGUGUCCUAAAACUGGUCGAAAGAUCCCCAAGAAGGAAAUACUUUAUGAAUAUGAGAAACAAAUGGAAACAACUUAUAUGCAGUAUUUAAUUAAAUCUUUUAAAAAAACUGUUACUGACCAUCUUUUUGACUUUAUCAUUGUUGAUUGUUGUAAUCAAUCGUUACGUACAUUUAAUGAAUUUUAUAAUGCAGCUAGAGAUGGUAAUUUCUCGCCAUUUGUCAUCGAUUUGAAAUGCAGUUUAGAGACUUGUCUGGAACAAAAUAUUCACAAUCGAAAAGAAGAAGAUAUCAAGGAAAUAAUUGAUAACUAUCAGGAUUGUCCGGGGCAUUAUAUUAAGCUUGAUGUGUCUAAUUUAUUAGAAAAUGUUGUCGAAAUGGAAGAUGUUUCUGAUCUGGAGGAUCAUUUCGUGGCCGAUUCAGAGAUAAUUGAACUUGAUGAUGACGAAGGAGAAGAUGAAACAAGUGACAAUAAUGAUGAAGGAUUUCUGAAAAGCAAAUGGGACACUGAUCCGACUACCGAAAAUUUAGCUCGUCUCGAUGGUACCAGUAAACCGAUUUCUAAGCGCGGAACGGCUACGCUUGAAGAGUAUCUUCAGAUAGAUGGUUGGCAGGAGCCUCCGCCAUCUGAUUCAAAUGGAAAGAAGAGGGUACGCUGGGCAGACAUUGAAGAAAAACGCGCUCAAGACAAAAUGCGAGCAAUCGGAUUUGUUGUUGGGCAAACAGACUGGAAUCGGAUGAUGGAUCCUACAAGUGGUAGUGGUGCACUUACUAAGACGAAGUACAUAGAAAGAUUGAACAAACGUCGUUAGAUAAUGACAUUUUUUUUGUGCUAAACUAAUCAUAACUGUAUUUCAUUUUAUUAUUAUUUGAAUAAAGUAAUAAAUUAAAAAUUUGCUUCGUGAAUAAUAAACACAAGUGUGAGUUAUUGGAAUCAAUAUUACAUCUUCGAAAAUCUGGAGUUGUGCAUGACAUAUAAAUCUAUAAUACAUAACAGAAAUUUGUUGUUUAAAUGUCAAAAUCAUACAGUUUAAUUUCAAAAAGAAACUUAAAUAUAAAACAAAAAUUUCAACAAGCUUGUUUUUAAUGUUUUACACAAUUUUUGGUGAAUGAAAUAAAAAAUUCACAAAAAACUA